Symbiodinium natans is the source of this 2622-nucleotide messenger RNA. The record is from the annotation of a GenBank genome assembly. Lineage: Eukaryota; Dinophyceae; Suessiales; Symbiodiniaceae.
AUGGCAAUCGGCAUUGACUUCGGGACCUCUCGCUCCUGUGUUGCUGCGUGGACGGGAGGUGAGGAGAUCACAAUCCUUCCCAACGAAUAUGGCAAGCGCACCACCCCAUCCUUCGUGGGCUACGCACAGAAGGAAUGGUUCUUGGGAAAUGCUGCGCGGAUUAUGUCCAUUAGAAACUAUGAGAGCACUGUGUUCCAUUCAAGGCAACUGCUUGGGCGCUGUUGGGACGACCCCGUCGUCCAGCGCGCCGUGAAGAUGUGGCCAUUCAAGGUCGCCAAAGGCGAGCGCGACCAACCCACCUUUGAGGUCAGUGCCCAGGGCGAGUCUAUGGCCUUUCUUCCGGAGCAUGUCUCGGCUUUUCUUCUUGCCAAGUUGCACCUCGCUGGCUUGCGAUCGGCCGGGGAAGCCUCCUUUGUGGUCAUGACCGUUCCUGCGGCGUUCAAUCACCUGCAGCACCGCGCCAUUGAGGACGUGGCCUCUAUCGCCGGCGUACAGGUCAGACAGUUCCUUCCAGCUCCCUCUGCUGCAGCGUUAGCAUAUGCGCUUCACGAGAACCUGCCAGAAGAACAGCACGUCCUCGUGAUCGACUUGGGCGCUGGCUCGAUCGAUGUGGCACUGGUGCACAUUUCCAAGGGCUUCCUGGACAUUCUGGGCAGUGCCGGCAACGAUCACUUUGGCGGCAAUGAGCUGGACAACUGCCUGGUGGGCUGCUGCCUGGAUGAGUUUCAUCACCUGCAUGGCAAAGAUGCUUCCCGCGACCUCCAAGCAAUGGCACGCCUGAGGCUCCAGUGCGAGCAGGCGAAGUGCAAAUUGUCCAUCACCGAGGAGGCGUACAUCGAGCUAGAUGCUUUCGUGGAUGGGCUGGACUACUGCAAGAAGCUGACGCGGGCAGACUUCGAGAAGCUGGCCGCAGAGUGGUUCCACAAGAUCCUGGAAGUCGUCGCGUCGUGCCUGGAGGACGCUGGGGUCGCUCGAGACGCUGUGGAUGCUGUUCUACCCGUUGGGGGCGCCACUCGCAUCCCCAAGGUCCGGGAAAUCCUGGCUGACUACUUCGGCAAGCAGCCGUACUCCGGCCUCGACCCUGACGAGGUCGUCGCUCGCGGCGCCGCUGCGCAGGCUGCCAUCCUCUCGGGCACAUUCCGGGGCGGAAGCCCGGCCAUCCGACCCAGUUUGCCUUGGAAUCUUCUGCUGGAGAAGCACACCUCUGAGCGAAGGGUGGUCAUUGCAAGGAACACCCGUCUGCCAGUGCAGAGCUGCUGUACCCUAGAACCAAGCGACGUCUCUUGGCAUCGCCACAGUGAAGCCGGCACCACUCGGUCCUGCCUGUGGCUCUACCAAGACUCCGUCUUCUUCGGGGCGGUGGUGUUUGACCGGACUCCGACCAAGGCUUUCGAGCUCCAUUUCGGCUGCGACAUGCACUGCCGCAUCACCAUCACGGUAGGCUUCCCUGGCGAAGAUCCAGACUCGUCGCCAGAGGCCCGCUUCGAGCGGGCGCGCAGUGGGCUUAGCGCCGCGGAGCUGGCCGAGUUGACAAGGAAGGUCUCUCUUUGGAAGAAGGAGUACCUUCAGCAGGAUCCCGUCAUCAUGAACCGCCUCAGGGAUGUGCAGGACGACCCCACCUACUGGGCUAUUGUGGUGGGGCAGCUCAAGAGCUUCUACCAGGAUAUCAAACACGAUCUUGACGACUACUGCCAAAGCCACCAUCGAGACGAGGAAAAGACCCACAUCUGCCACGGAUAUCCCAAGAUCUCAGCAGGGUCAGACGUUACGAUUCAAGGCCUAGCGAGUUCCAAGCUCAACGGACAGUCGGGCCUUUGCGAGCAGUGGGAUUACGGUAGCAGGUUUUGGUCCGUUCGUCUUCCGAGUGGCCGGGUGGCCAACAUCAAUGCUGCCAACCUGAAGUGCAAAUGCAUGGGCAGCACGCUUGUGGGUCAUGGCAGGAUGCGGCACCGCUGCUGGCAGGAGGGCGAUCAGCACAUAGCACAGCCACUGCGUGCCAACAUGCACACUGUUGUGGACGUCUUCAUCCGUGCGUUCACCUCUGGCACGCAAGGCUUUGCACUCAUGCUGAACUGGCGUUCGCCGAUGAAAGCCUGCGUCUUCAUCUCGCACUCGUGGAAUGAGGACUUUGGCCAGUUCGUCGCUGUCGUGCGAAGCUCCGUGCCGGGCCAUGUGCCGGUGUGGAUCUGCUCCUUCGCGCUGCCGCAGAAUGCUCCGAUUGGGUCCAUGCUGAAGCAAGACAUCCAAAGCUCGCCCUUCGCCCGGGCACUUUGUGGCACGAGGAUGGUGCUCCUGAUUGUGGACGACGUCCGGGACGGCCGCGUCGAAACGCUGAGCCGCGCUUGGUGUGUCUUCGAGUGCCACCUGGCUGUGAAGAAGCAGGUUCCCAUCCGCGUGCGAGGACCCAACAUGUCCCUGAACUUCUAUGAGAACCUGCUCCAAGCCGUGAAAGAGCUUGAUCUUCGAACGUGCAGCGCGUCCGACGAGAACGACCUGCGACGCAUUCUGGAAGAGGUGGAGCGCUGUGACAAAGGCCAUUUCGAUGCCAUCAACAAGAAUGUGAAGGAUGCCAUUUCCUGGACCAUCCACGAGAUUCUCCUGAUCAUUCGCGCAAACAAGUGA